Molecule: messenger RNA, 742 nt
Organism: Cryptococcus amylolentus CBS 6039
Lineage: Eukaryota; Fungi; Basidiomycota; Tremellomycetes; Tremellales; Cryptococcaceae
Exons: 2
Coding region: 10-420 (136 amino acids)
Source: RefSeq, a predicted model, not a curated record
CUCACCAUCAUGUCUGUCGACACUUUACCUCGCUCACUCGCCCACACAACCCUCUUCGGUGCCGACACCUUAUAUCACUCACUCGCCCACAUAACCCUCUCCGAUGCCAAGGGACCCUCACCCGCUUCAUGCACUACGAGCCACGAGAAGGACCAAUUUAUGCAGGCCUACGACGAACUAUGUAAAAAGAUAUUAGACGAGUAUGACGAAGAGAACCGUCGGGAAUUUGAGGAAGAUCUGGAGAUGUUGGAAGAUUAUGGCGAUCCGAAGGAAGUAGAGAGGAUGAAGCAGACUGCGUUGGAGCAGAUUGCUGAGGACAGGGCGGAGCUCGUUGAGUCCCUGGAACAAGGCCGUCUUUAUUUUUUACGCACCAGUGAGUUCCUUUAUGCUGUUCAAUUGAAGAUGACUCUAGAAACUUGAGAAGCACAGUGAGGUGGCGAUAGCAACGAAACGGAGGCGAUUGUCAACGAAAGCAGCAGUGGAACAGAGCCGAUUGUUGUAGAAACUGUGUAUAUGCAAGAAUGUGUAUUAGGCAAAGUCACAUAGCAAUCGAAGCUUGAAUGAAGGAAUUGACGGCCUUCUUGAGCUGAGCCUGCGUCGUGUUUCUAAAGCGCCGUCCAGACUUGAGGAGUAACGGCCACAGCCAAAGUGACAUAUACUUGUACUUCCUUUCUCCGAAAGGCUUUUCCUGAGUGCCCAUCGAACUCUCGAAGAAGGUUGGAGGAAAGUGACUAACUGCGGC